UAUGCAUAUAUUAUUUAUUAAGCAGAUUCCGAACACACAAAAAUUUUCGGUGAAAGUGUUUUGGGAGUGAGGUGGAGGACAAUUUUCGGAAAUUCCACCAGAGUCCACUUAAAUUCCUCUUAACUUCCAGGAAAAUGAAUAUUUUUUCGUGAAAUUUUCUACAAACAUACCUUGAUGUAUGUACAUUUCGAGCAUGUAGGAAUUUUGAAGGAAACAAUUGCAGAUCAUGGGACUAAAAAUGAAACAGGAAUACGAUGUCCCAAAAGACGAAGACGAUGUCCCAAAAGACGAAGACGAUGUCCCAAAAGAUGAAUACUCUACAUCGUUCGGCCAGAUUAGUGACAUGACACUCAUUUGCUAUGUCCCUGUAAUGAUGAGUUGUCAGACGAUAAUGCACCUUUACGCACAUUCACGUAUCGAAGAAGAAUAUAGUGAAGCACUGGGUUUCUCUUCGCUGUAUCGAGACCGCCUGCAAAAGUUAUCGAUAAAAGAGGAGGUGCAACGUCUAACGAGUACAUGGAUGACCAAUGCUUUAUCCGUGGAAUAUUUUAUGAACAUUUUCUCAAUUGUUUUAAUACAUUUCCUAGGCGAAGCUUUUGGUCGUAAAAUUGGCAUGCUGGUGUCUCUGAGCGGUACAAUCGGAAAAGUCAUUGUAAUUACAGCAACGAUGUCCUUCAAACUACCUUUGAACCUCUUGGUUGUGGCUUGCGCUAUGAAUGGCAUCACCGGAGGAGCUGGAAGCUUCAUCACUGGUAUUGUUUCGCACAUUUCCGAUGAAAGCAAGCUCGGAAAAUCCUGCUUCGAUCGUUUUUCAAGAGUUCUGGCUUUAGCCGUUGGAAUAUCCGGCAUUUUUAUCAUUAUCUUCGGUUUUAUAAUAACUACCCGUAACAGUAUCAUUGUGUCUCUUUGUUUGUUGAAUUUAACCUUAAUCAGUGGAAUCAUUCUUAUAUUUCGCUUUGAGGAAUCACAACAGAGAAACACCAGCCAGAUAUAUUUAACAAUGAAGAGUUCCUUUUGGGAUUUAUGGAAUGUAGUGCCUGUCAGAAAAUUUUUAUUGUUGUUCUUUUUCUUGUCAAUGGCAGCCUUUAGUUAUUUGCCUGCUGGAGGACAGACUAUCUUUAUCACACAGUUUUUUAUUAACAAAUCAUUUAACUCCUGCGACAACACCACGAUCGGAAUAUACUUAGGUAUUUUCACUUUCAGCUUUUACAUCACUUACUUCUUCGCAAGCAUGGCAACAAUGGAGCAAAUAAGUAGUAAUGCGAUAAUCAUUGGAUGUCUUCUAAUCGGGUUCGUCAGCAGUAUUGUUCUUUCUCUCACAAUGAGAAUGUUCUUUUAUCAAGCAGUUCUGGUGAACAACGUGGUUGUCUACACAGUAAUGUAUUUCAUCGGCAAAGAGAUGUCUCUGCUUGUUGAGGUCCGCUUACAUGGUUGCCUUUAUGCCCUAUUGUUCAUCAUCAAUUCAUUUGCUACGUCACUGACGCUACCUUUCCUCAAUAUGAUAUAUAAGAGGACGCUCACCUAUUUCCCCGGUUCUCUAUAUUUUACAUAUGCCGCAUUCUUUUUAAUUGCAGCAGCUUUUCAAUUGGGAGUAUGGUUUUACGAGAAAGAUAAAAAGGAAAAAAGAGAAUAAAACGUUUUGCAUGAAACCUCAACAAAGCAGAACUCAAAGACUUUCUUAAUUAUGUUUCGUAGAUUUACUAAAUAAAGUACCUAACGUACCUUGAAGAAGAAACAUUGGUAACUAGCAGCAAAUAAAGCAUAA
Messenger RNA from Octopus bimaculoides (California two-spot octopus), 1765 nucleotides. RefSeq lists its product as uncharacterized. Lineage: Eukaryota; Metazoa; Mollusca; Cephalopoda; Octopoda; Octopodidae. Gene Ontology annotation, biological process: transmembrane transport. Gene Ontology annotation, molecular function: transmembrane transporter activity. The record is from RefSeq and is a predicted model, not a curated record. Gene Ontology annotation, cellular component: membrane.